Messenger RNA from Calypte anna (Anna's hummingbird), 2460 nucleotides. RefSeq names its product ST6 N-acetylgalactosaminide alpha-2,6-sialyltransferase 6 (gene ST6GALNAC6). The transcript has 7 exons. NCBI's taxonomy places the organism in Eukaryota, Metazoa, Chordata, Aves, Apodiformes, Trochilidae. Bases 544 to 1434 code for a protein of 296 amino acids. Gene Ontology annotation, biological process: ganglioside biosynthetic process; oligosaccharide metabolic process. Gene Ontology annotation, molecular function: alpha-N-acetylgalactosaminide alpha-2,6-sialyltransferase activity. The record is from RefSeq and is a predicted model, not a curated record.
GCGGCACCGGGCCCGGCGGCAUCGCGGAGCAUCGCGGAGCAUCGCGGAGCGCGAUGUGACCCCCGGCGUGCAGCCAUGGCCGUGCUGGCCGGAGGGGUCUGGCAGCCCCCCGCAGCCUGCGGGGUGGAGGAGGAGAUGACGGACCCCCCCCGCCCAUUGCUGCAGAUGAGAGCCCCCCGCCCAGGUCUGAGCAGCUUCAGCCCCUCUGGCAGGGGAUAAUCCCUCCUGGGAUCACAGCCCAACGUGGAGAUCUCCCUGGCCUGAGCCACACUCGGGUUUGGCUCCUUGGCCCUGCAGAGCUCACUCAGACUCUACCCGUGGCAUUUCCCUUUCCUGCAUCAGUGCUGGGGGCUUGUCCUCCCCUUGGAAGGGGGACUCGGGGGUCCAACUGGGUGCAGGGCUCUGCUCCAGCACGGCUGACCCAGGCUGCCCGGUGGGUCACCCCGUGGGGACCCUCUCCCAGAGCACGGUGGUGAGGGGCUGGCACUGGGGUGACUUUGUGCCUUGCAGGUGCUCGCAGGACGCUGGGGCUGGCGCAGAGACAUGAGUGGCAGCACGAGCCAGCGUGCCGCCGCCCUGGGGGUCCUCUUUGCCUUGAUCAUGUUGCUGAUCAUCUACAGCUCUGGCAGCGGGAGCGAGGUUUUCCCCUACAGCCGCCUGCGGGGCAGAGCCCGCCGGCCCCCUGACCUCAAGAAGUGGGGGGUGAAAAACGGGUACCUGCCCGUCUGCGGCAAUAAGACCCUGACUGCCCGCUGCCACCAGUGCGUCAUUGUCACCAGCUCCAGCCACCUCCUGGGCACCCGCCUGGGCACAACCAUUGAUGGGGCUGAGUGCACCAUCCGCAUGAAUGACGCUCCCACCACUGGCUACGACACUGAUGUGGGCAACAAGACCAGCUUCCGUGUGGUGGCCCACUCCAGCCUCUACCGCGUCCUCAAGCGGCCCCAGGAAUUUGUCAACAAGACCCCGGAGACCAUCUUCAUCUUCUGGGGGCCACCUGCCAAGAUGCAGAAGGGCCUCCUGAAGAUCAUCCAACGUGUCAGUGCCUCCUUCCCCAACAUGACAGCCUAUGUUGUCUCCCCUGGCCGCAUGAAGCAGUUUGAUGACCUGUUUCGGGGAGAGACAGGGAAGGACAGGGAGAAGUCGCGCUCAUGGCUCAGCACUGGCUGGUUCACCAUGGUGAUCGCGGUGGAGCUCUGCGACACCGUCCACGUCUACGGCAUGGUACCACCCAACUACUGCAGCCUCCGUCCCCCACCCCGCCGCCUGCCCUACCACUACUACGAGCCGAAGGGCCCCGAUGAGUGCACCACCUACGUCCACAACGAGCGGAGCCGCAAGGGCAACCACCAUCGCUUCAUCACCGAGAAGAGGGUCUUUGCCACCUGGGCUGGCCUCUACAACAUCACCUUCUCCCACCCCAGCUGGCCCUAGGGGCUGCCCACAGCCCUCCUCAGAACUGGGGGAGAUGAGGGUCUUCUCCAUCCCCCCCAAGGAGUGGGGACAAGCAGGUGCCUCCCCUGAGGCCACCGCCAUUGUGUGCAGUGGCUCCUCCUAGGGUUUUGAGCUGGUUUUUUUAGGGGGGCAAGUGGUGAAGGCAAGGUUUGGGGGUCCCCCCCCUAUGGGUGGGAGGUGUGGGGGUGUGGUCCUGCCUGAUCCAGGCAUCUUGCAUCCCCUGCAGAUGCACAAGGAUGCUGGGUCCCUCAGUUUGGUUUGGGGUCACAUCACUUCUGGGGCCACUGCAGAGACUGUUACCCCCCCCAUCCUCUGAGUGUGUGCCUCCCCUCUUUCUUGGGGCUCAGCCCCCUGUCAUCCCCAGCACCCCAAUCGCAGCCCAUGGGCAUCCUUCCCUCAGCAGAUCCCCCCCAGUUUUCAGUGGGACCCCAUGUGGGUGACACUGCUACCCUCAGUGUCCGAAACCACCCGUCUCUUCCUGAUGUCACUGCGCCCCACACUGCCAAAACCUUUUCUAACUGAGUGAUGGGAUUUUAGGGGGGCUUUCAGGGCUUUUUUUUUUUUCCCCUCCCUGCUUCUGGUGCCAGGGUUUGUAUUUGAAUUUCAUUUCAAGCUGAAGGAACAAGAUGCUCCUUAGCAGUAAUGAAGGGACCAGCAGCAGCCCGUGGCUGGGUCUCAUAAUUUAUUAAUUGCUUAUAAAGUAUUUAAAAGUGGGCACAUAGCAGGGGGGGGGGCAGCAGUGCCCCUUGGUGCCCUCCAGCCAUGAGGAAGGGGUGUAUUUUGUUAUUAAUUUCUCAUCAGUGGAGAGGCGGGUUUGGGGAAAAUAGCUAAAUACGGCGUGUUUGAGUGCUGAGCUCUGGUAGGACUCUGUGCCUCAGUUUCCCUCCAGCCAGUCCCCAUUGCAAGGUGGGCUCUGGGGGACUCAGUGCUGAGUGAAGCUGUGGGGCACCUGCAUUUUGUAAUGGUUUGUACAGGAAUAAAUAUUGCUGCAGUCUGUUGCCUUGG